AUGGCCUCUACUCCCUCCAUGUCAAAGGAGAAACUAUCGAGCACUCCUCAGCAUGGAAGAACCGAGGACCAGCGCCAAGUUCUCAAAGUCGGCGGGACUGCGCUUCUCGCACUUAGCUUCCAGACAUUAGGCAAGCACUUGUUGCGUAUCAUUUACUCUGAUAUUGGUACUUCUCCCCUCUACGUAUUGAAUGGCAUAUGGCCAUCCUCUGGUCCUCUCCCGAGUCAGGAGGAUAUCAUUGGUGGCAUUAGCGCUAUAAUAUGGUCUCUGACGCUCCUCCCGAUGCUGAAAUACGUUGGCUUCGCGUUAUCGUUUGGUACCAAGGAAGGAGAAGGUGGCACAUUCGCUCUCUACCACGGACUAUUUCCUCCAAAUUUUGUCUCUGACGAGGAGGAUCGCUCAUUGACCCACGACAGCAAUUACAAAUCUAAAAGCAGCGCUCCCGGUACACCAAGCACCUUUUCAACUGACAGGCUAGGAAAGAGCAGCUGGCUUCGCUGGGCUUUGCUUCCAUGGACUUUGUUUGGCACCGCCCUCUGCCUAGCUGACGGAGUUUUCACCCCAGCCGUGUCGGUUACCUCUGCGGUUGGCGGAAUUGCGGUCGCGAAGAGCGAUGUCUCCUCCAAAGUGGUGCCUAUUUCAAUCGCUUUCCUUAUCAUUCUUUUUCUCCCUCAGCGAUUCGGUACGACCACUAUUAGUCGUGUAUUUGCUCCAGUCACUAUGGGUUGGUUUCUGUUGCUGGGAAUAACCGGUAUAAUGAACAUUGUUCACUACCCCGGUGUAUUCCGUGCAUUCGAUCCUAGCCGUGCUGUGCUUCUAUUUGUGCGCACCAAGAACUACGAUAUGUUGGCUGGCGUGCUGCUAGCAGUGACUGGAUGUGAGGCCUUGUUUGCAAAUCUGGGACAAUUUAACGCAACCUCUAUUAGGCUGUCUUUUAUAUUUGUUACUUAUCCUGCGCUCGUGCUGGCGUAUCUUGGACAAGGUGCCCGCCUCAUCGCUGACGGAGAAGAGGUCUUCAGCAAUGUUUUCUAUAAGACCAUUCCUGGCCCGACAGGAGGUCCCUUGUAUUGGAUCAUGUUCCUGUUUGCCAUUCUUGCUACGUUGAUAGCAUCUCAGGCGAUGAUCACUGCUGCAUUCAGCUUGACUCAGCAACUUAUCAAUCUUCGCAGCUUCCCUCCUUUAUUAAUGAAGUACACAUCCGAAACAAUUCAGGGACAAGUCUAUGUUCCUGCGGUCAACUGGGCUCUCGGGAUUGGAUGUAUCAUUGUCGUUGCGGCAUUCAAGGACCUUGCUGCCUUAACGAAUGCUUAUGGAUUUGCAGUGUCCACUGUCAUGUUUAUUACAACUACUUUGAUCACUCUCCAAAUCCCACUCGUUAAGCGCAUUCCAGUUGUAUUUGGAGUUGCGUUCCUUUUAUUUUUCGGCUUUAUUGAUGGUCUUUUCUGGGGAGCGUCUCUAAAAAAGAUUCCCCAUGGUGCCUGGGUCCCUCUCAUGAUUGGAUGCGCACUGAUGGCAAUAAUGUGGUUCUGGACUUGGGCCAAAGGACUUGAGGAUGAGUUCGACGGCGCCAAUAGACGCAACCUCCGUCACUUCAUCAUGAUUGAUUCCAUUGGUCCCGAUGAGAAGUUUUCUCCUGCCGUCAUUUCUACCUACUCCCAAACGAAUACUGUGAACGAAGAAAUCACCUCCGCUGACGACCAACCCGCAAUGGAAGAUGAUCUCGAGAAUGAGAAGCUGGGCUUGUACCUGUUGACCGACAGGCAAGAUAGAAGACUCCUUCCUCGCGUUGAGACCGCUGCAGUUUUUCACAAACUCUCUGCGGGAAAGGGUGUUCCUCAUGCAUUUUAUGCUUUCCUGCGGCAGUGGCCAGCUCUUCCUCGCGUUGUUAUUUUCCUCUCAGUUCGAAUUAUGCCUACUGCUCGUGUUCCGGCCGAAGACCGUUACGUCGUCACUCGCGUCCGGUCACUCCCUGGGUUCUAUGGCGUAACUUAUUUUAAAGGAUUCCGCGAUGAUUUCCAAGUGAACAUCGACGAUGUUAUCGAGAAAUUAUACGUUCUCGAACUUCGCGCUGCUGGACCAGGCCCUGCUCAAGCCCUCAAGACCGCGAGCAAAAUUACGACGCAUAUAGUGCCAAGCUAUUAUGUUGUCAGUCGUCCUGUCGGCGCAGGAUUUUUGUCCCCCGUCGUUGAUUGGAUACGUGCUAUGCUUGUGGAAGGAGUCUAUCGUCGCAUGUCUACUAUGUUCCCUGAGACUGCUAACUGGUUAGGAUCAGCGGACGAGAUUAUUCGCGUUGGCGUUAAUGCAGUCAUCUAA
This is a messenger RNA of Rhizoctonia solani, 2313 nucleotides long. RefSeq names its product high affinity potassium transporter. Gene Ontology annotation, molecular function: potassium ion transmembrane transporter activity. Gene Ontology annotation, biological process: potassium ion transmembrane transport. Gene Ontology annotation, cellular component: membrane. The transcript is spliced from 19 exons. Bases 1 to 2313 code for a protein of 770 amino acids. The record is from RefSeq and is a predicted model, not a curated record. NCBI's taxonomy places the organism in Eukaryota, Fungi, Basidiomycota, Agaricomycetes, Cantharellales, Ceratobasidiaceae.